AUGGCGCCUGCUCCCGUGGAGUCCGCUUCGCCCAUUGGCAUUGCCAAUCUGCCCAACCAGCGGCACAAGAUUGUUGCAAAGAGAGGCGCAGCCUUCACUAUCAUGGUCGCUGGCGAAUCCGGCUUAGGGAAGACCACCUUCAUCAACACCCUUUUCUCCACCACCAUCAAAAACUAUCAGGACCACAAGAGACGACACGCAAAGCAGGUUGACAAGACUGUUGAGAUCGAGAUCACAAAGGCUGAGCUGGAAGAGAAGUUUUUCAAAGUGCGCUUGACCGUCAUCGACACACCUGGCUUCGGUGACUAUGUGAACAAUCGCGACUCUUGGAUGCCCAUCAUUGAGUUUCUCGAUGACCAGCACGAAUCAUACAUGUUGCAAGAGCAACAGCCUAGGCGACAGGACAAGAUUGACCUUCGAGUUCAUGCCUGCCUUUACUUUAUCCGUCCUACUGGCCACACCCUGAAACCACUAGACAUCGAGGUCAUGAAGCGCCUCUGCACUCGCGUCAACCUUAUCCCAGUCGUCGCUAAGGCCGAUACUCUAACUCCUGCCGACCUUGCCCGCUUCAAGCACCGCAUUCGAAAUGUCAUUGAAGCACAAGGCAUCAAGAUCUACCAACCUCCCAUCGAAGACGAUGAUGAAGCUGCGGUUCAGCACGCGCGCGCAUUGAUCGCCGCCAUGCCAUUCUCUGUUAUUGGUAGUGAAAAGGAUGUGAAGACCCCGGAUGGUCGUGUGGCCAAGGGUCGACAGUACAUCUGGGGUGUUGCGGAGGUUGAGAACGAGGAACAUUGUGAUUUCAAGAAGCUGCGCUCCAUUCUCAUCCGAACGCACAUGCUCGAUCUCAUCCACACUACCGAGGAGAACCAUUACGAAGCAUACCGCGCCCAACAGAUGGAGACGAGGAAAUUCGGCGAAGCGAGACCCCGCAAAUUGGACAACCCGAAGUUCAAAGAGGAAGAAGAAGCCCUCCGAAAGCGAUUCACAGAACAGGUCAAGGUGGAAGAGCAACGUUUCAGAGCCUGGGAACAAAAGCUGAUCGCAGAGCGAGAUCGUCUGAACAAGGAUCUGGAAGCCACCCAUGCCGCCAUCAAGCAGUUGGAACAGGAGCUUGAGCAGAUGCAAGGCAGUGCAGUCCGAAGCCACGGUCGUCGUUAA
Molecule: messenger RNA, 1158 nt
Organism: Exophiala dermatitidis NIH/UT8656
Lineage: Eukaryota; Fungi; Ascomycota; Eurotiomycetes; Chaetothyriales; Herpotrichiellaceae
Product: peanut-like protein 1 (cell division control like protein 1)
Exons: 3
Coding region: 1-1158 (385 amino acids)
Biological process (GO): cytoskeleton-dependent cytokinesis
Cellular component (GO): septin ring; cell division site; cytosol
Molecular function (GO): GTPase activity; GTP binding; molecular adaptor activity
Source: RefSeq, a predicted model, not a curated record